Molecule: messenger RNA, 876 nt
Organism: Eremothecium sinecaudum
Lineage: Eukaryota; Fungi; Ascomycota; Saccharomycetes; Saccharomycetales; Saccharomycetaceae
Gene: NVJ1
Product: Nvj1p
Exons: 1
Coding region: 1-876 (291 amino acids)
Source: RefSeq, a predicted model, not a curated record
AUGAUAUCUGGUUUACCUAAUACUAGCGAUAUUGUACGAUAUACUCAAAUUGCAAGACUUAUAAUACUUACACUAAUUAUUGUGGUGUUAUUUUUAUUGACCCUGCUGAUAGGUAUAGUGUUAGUUCACCUUUCAACUUUACUCUCAGUUCUAAUACAAGAAACAGCAGAAAGGUGGCCAGAGCUGACCUCAGAUUUAUUGUGUGCAAAGAGCUUGGAUAUAAACUGGACUGCGGUACUGCGCUUUCUGUGGGCGGAGCUUAAGGAAACAGUAUCAGGAAGAGUUAGUUCCCCGACAUUAAUUCUAUUUGGAUCUAGUGUAUACAUAUACAAGGCUUUUAAAACAAGGUUGAGUAGCACUGGGAGUAUAGCGACUGAAGGCAUUAAAGACUUCGACGAAUGGGAGUACCAUGUUAAUGAACAACUGGGUAAACAAGCGGGUCUGUACCCAGAGGCGCAGCGGGCUCGACUGCAAUUCCAGCGGAAUAAGUUUGAACCGAUCUCCUUCAAUUACAUUGAGCCGUACGACGAAGGCGAUGAUGAUUUUAAAAACAGCUCCAAGACGAAAUCUACAUCUAAAAAGUAUAAGGGACGAAGAGGAUUAAAUUCCUUCAAAAAGUCUUCUAAAACGUAUACAAGAAAGGGCGCAAGCCAAAAUGGAGGCUUCGAUAGCUCUAAGAAGUCAAGUUCCUCUCUCAGUAAAGAUGAAGAGAUAAGCCGAAAAUACAAAGGAUCGGAUACCGAUCCUCAAAAAGCAUUAGUAGAGUAUUCAUCCGAAACGAAAACUUUAAUUUAUCAUGCAUACCCACCAAAAACAGCAGAACUGAAGGCACAACUGACACGAGAACAGGUCACCGCUCAACCUUUUCUUUAUUAG